CCCCCCCCGGCAGGUUCGCGCAAGCGCAGUGGCUCGCGCCAGGCCCCGCCCCCUGAACCUCGGCUAACGGCGCAAGGGCCCGAGCACCGAACGCGGUGGAACGACGAACAGUUGGGAUGGCCACCGGCUGGGGGAGCCUCUUACAGGAUGAGAAGCAGCUGCAGGCGCUGGCACGGGAGGCUAUGGACCGGGCCCUGGCGGAGGGAGUGUUGCUGAGGACCUCACAGCAGCCCAGCUGCUCAGAUGUGGUGAGCUAUGCCCCCUUUACACUGUUCCCCUCACUGGUCCCCAGCACCCUGAUGGAGCAGGCCUAUGCUGUGCAGAUGGACUUCAACCUACUCGUGGAUGCUGUCAGCCAGAACGCUGCCUUCCUGGAGCAAACUCUUGCCAGCACCAUCAAGAGAGAUGACUUUACUGCGCGCCUCUUUGACAUCCACAAGCAAGUGCUGAAAGAGGGCAUUGCCCAGACUGUGUUCCUGGGCCUGAACCGCUCAGACUACAUGUUCCAGCACAACGCAGACGGCCCCCCAGCCCUGAAACAGAUUGAGAUCAACACCAUCUCUGCCAGCUUUGGGGGCCUGACCUCCCGGACCCCAGCUGUGCACCGACACGUGCUCAGCCUCCUGAACAAGCACCAAGAGGCCGCCCGGAUCCUCUCCAAUAAUCCCAGCAAAGGACUGGCCCUGGGGAUUGCCAAGGCCUGGGAGCUCUACGGCAAUGCCAAUGCUCUGGUGCUGCUCAUUGCACAAGAAAAGGAAAGGAACAUAUUUGACCAACGUGCCAUAGAGAAUGAGCUCCUGGCCAGGAACAUCCAUGUGAUCCGACGAAGGUUUGAAGAUGUCUCUGAAAAGGGCUCUCUGGACUCAGACCGCAGACUCUUCAUGGAUGGCCAGGAAGUUGCUGUGGUUUACUUCCGGGAUGGCUACAUGCCAAGUCAGUACAGUGUACAGAACUGGGAGGCUCGCCUGCUGCUCGAGAGGUCACGUGCUGUCAAGUGCCCAGACAUUGCCACCCAGCUGGCGGGCACGAAGAAGGUGCAGCAGGAGCUAAGCCGAAGGGGUGUGCUGGAGAGGCUGCUCCCCGGCCAGCCAGAGGCUGUGGCCCGCCUUCGUGCCACCUUUGCUGGCCUGUACUCCUUGGACAUGGGAGAAGAAGGGGACCAGGCCGUUGCCAAGGCCCUCGCUGCCCCUCAGCGGUUCGUGCUCAAACCCCAGAGAGAGGGCGGAGGUAACAACCUGUAUGGGGAGGAGAUGGUGCAGGCCCUGGAGCAGCUGAAGGACAGCGAGGAGAGGGCCUCCUACAUCCUCAUGGAGAAGAUUGAACCUGAGCCUUUUGACAGCUGCCUGCUACGACCUGGAAGCCCCAUCCGAGUGGUCCAGUGCAUCUCAGAGCUGGGCAUCUUCGGGGUGUAUGUCAGGCACGGACAGACAUACGUGAUGAACAAACAUGUGGGGCAUCUGCUUCGGACCAAAGCCAUCGAGCAUGCGGACGGUGGUGUGGCUGCAGGAGUGGCUGUCCUGGACAACCCAUACCCCGUGUGAGGGCAUGGACUGCCAGCUGGAACUCCACUCUCGCCUUCAUCUCCAUACACGCCGUUCUGAGUCAGCAUCCCUCCCCCCAAUCUGGAAGGACUGGAACUUUCUAGGGUCCCAGAAUCCACGGGAAGGGUAAUGCUGGAGCUUUCCCCUUUCCCACAGCUCUCUCACCUGAAGACUAAGAACACUGUUUCCAUUAGGUGAAAUCCCCAAGUCCUCAGGGUGUGGGUAUAGCUGAAGGGAAGCCUCUCUGGGGUAAAGUGAGUGUUGCCACCAUCCUCUCAGCUCCUUAUUGGCCUUUUUUUUUUUUUAAAGCAGGUCCUAGAGUCUGACUUAGGCUAGGACUGGAGUAACAGGAGGGGGGAGUAGGGGCAUAACUUUUCCCGGCCUCUGCCUUAAAUAAAACUAGAUUUCUGACUCUGA
Messenger RNA from Sorex araneus (European shrew), 1958 nucleotides. It is a transcript of the gene GSS, whose product is annotated as glutathione synthetase. Gene Ontology annotation, biological process: glutathione biosynthetic process. The coding region runs from base 117 to 1541 and encodes 474 amino acids. Gene Ontology annotation, molecular function: ATP binding; glutathione binding; glutathione synthase activity. Gene Ontology annotation, cellular component: cytosol. The record is from RefSeq and is a predicted model, not a curated record. The transcript has 13 exons. Lineage: Eukaryota; Metazoa; Chordata; Mammalia; Eulipotyphla; Soricidae.